Messenger RNA from Paramecium tetraurelia, 4115 nucleotides. RefSeq lists its product as uncharacterized. The record is from RefSeq and is a predicted model, not a curated record. NCBI's taxonomy places the organism in Eukaryota, Ciliophora, Oligohymenophorea, Peniculida, Parameciidae. Gene Ontology annotation, molecular function: ATP binding; ABC-type transporter activity; ATP hydrolysis activity. Gene Ontology annotation, biological process: transmembrane transport. Gene Ontology annotation, cellular component: membrane. The transcript is spliced from 4 exons.
AUGAAAACUGAUGGUGCAGCAGAAAAUUAGGCUCUUACAAAUGGGAAUGGAGCCAAUGCACAGCCACAACAAGAACCGAUGGUUCCAUAUUUUGAGCUUCUAAGGUACGCCAGUCCAAAAGACAAAGUUUUAAUGUUCAUUGGUGGGUUCGCAGCCUUUUGCAACGGAGCUGCCUUUCCAAGUUUUUCAAUCAUCUUCGGAGAUAUGACAGACUCAUUCUCAGAAGCAGGAGAUGAAAUGGUUCGUUAAGCUGGAUUGAAUGCAAUGUAAAUAUAUAGAAAAACUCAAUAUAGAUAUUUCGUUAUUGUUGCAGUGGGAACAAUGCUCAUGUCCUUCAUAAUGUUCGCCACUUGGAUGAUCACUGGAGAGAAUCAGAGCAUAGAAUUCAGAAAGAGAUACUUCUCUGCAAUUUUGAGAUAGGAAAUCGGAUGGUUCGAUACCAUUAAUCCAAACGAAUUGAAUAGCAAAGUGGCAAACGAGACCUUUGCAGUACAGGGUGCCAUCGGAGAGAAAGUUCCUACCUUUAUCAUGACCUUCUCGAUGUCCUUCUUUGGCUUCUUGAUUGGUUACAUUUAUGGUUGGUAAUUAGCCUUGGUAGUCACAGCCACAUUGCCAGCAAUCUCCAUAGCCACAGCCAUAUUCGCCGUCAUUAUCCAAACAUCUGAAAAUGCCACCCAAAAAGCCUAUUCAGAUGCUGGAGCCUUGGCAGAACAAGCAAUCAAUGCCAUCAAGACAGUGAAGAUGUUGGAUGGUGAGGACUUCGAAGUCGAGAAGUACAAAAAGCACCUUCUUGAUGCAACAGCCACAACAAUCAGUUAUCAAUUCGGUGUUGGAUUGGCAUUCGGAUUUUUAUGGGCAGCCAUGCUUUGGGCCUACGCUCUUGGUUUCUGGUAUGGAGCUAAGUUGAUUUCCGAUUAGACUAUUAAUGAUAACAUGGGUGCAGUGUACACAGUGGGAGAUGUGAUGAUUAUCUUUUUUGCCAUUUUGACUGGUGGAUUCUCAUUAGGCUAAGCAGGUCCUUGUGUCCAGAAUUUUGCCAAGGGAAGACAAGCAGCUGUUAAAAUGUUUGCCAUCUUAGACAGAAAUCCAAAGAUCGUCAACCCUCUUAACCCAAUAAAAUUAACAUCUUUUAAUGGAACUAUUCUAUUGAGGAAUAUCCAAUUUAGUUAUCCAAACAGACCAGACCAAAAAAUAUUGAAAGGAUUAAACUUAAAUAUACCUGCUGGCAAGAAAGUAGCCUUGGUAGGAGAGAGUGGUUGUGGUAAAUCCACUGUUAUGUAAUUGAUCGAAAGAUUCUAUGAUUGUGAAGAAGGAGAAGUAUUAUUUGGUGGAGCUGAUGGAAUCAAUGUCAAAGACUUGGAUCUUCUUGAUUUGAGAAGUAGAAUUGGUCUUGUCGGAUAAGAACCAGUGUUGUUUGCCACCAGUAUCAGAGAGAAUCUAUUGUAUGGUAAGACAGAUGCAACAGAAACUGAAAUGAUUGAUGCUUUAAAGAAAGCCAACGCUUGGGACUUUGUAUCCAAAAUGGACAAGGGAUUGGAAACCUACGUUGGUAUAGGAGGUGGCCAAUUGAGUGGUGGAUAGAAGUAGAGAAUAGCUAUUGCCAGAGCCAUCUUAAAAAGACCAUAAAUAUUGUUACUCGAUGAAGCCACCAGUGCCUUGGAUAGAACCAAUGAGAGAUUGAUCCAAGAGACUUUGGAUGAAGUGUCAAAGGGAAUCACUACCAUCGUCAUUGCUCACAGAUUAAGCACAAUCUAAAAUGCUGACUUAAUCUAUGUCAUUGAUAAAGGUCUCGUGGUUGAAAUGGGAACUCAUCAAGAAUUGAUGAAUAUGCAUGGAAAAUAUGAAAUCUUGGCUAAGAAUUAGAUUCAAGCCUAAAAUCAAGAAAAAGACUCUGGAUCUUUUAGUUCUAAUCCUUCAUAGAAGAAUCUUGACGAUCAACAAGUAGGAUCUCAAAGAUCAGUUAAACUUAAGAUGAAUAUGACCGAUCAACAAAACAUUGUUGUUGCUGUUAAAUAAGAAAUCGACAGAUUCCAAGAUUUGGGAGUACCUGAAUUGGUCAAGAAGGUUUCUGGAUAAGUACAUCAUCAUCAUCACCAUCAUCAUCAUCAUAAGAAAAAUGAAACAGACUUGGAAACACAACCAUUACCUAAGAAAGAUGAAUCCAAAUAGGAGAAACAAGAAGUUGAUGCAUAAAUGGGAAGAUUGUUCACUUACAAUUAAGAUGAGAAACCUCAAUUUAUCAUUGGUAUUAUUGCAGCCUUAGCCAAUGGAUGUACAUUCCCAGUGUUCUCCUUGUUCUUGGCUGAAAUGAUUACUGUUUUAGUGGAAUCCAAUCCUUCCUUUGCUGAUUAUCAAUGUUCAAUCACAUACGAUAACCCCACCACAGAAAUGUGCUAACUCUUGAAAGACGAUUUAAAGGAUGAAGUAAAAACCAAAGCAGAUAGACUGGCCCUCUGGUUUUUCUUGAUUGGAGUUGCAGCUCAAAUUCUUUGGACAUUCCAAAUGUAUUUCUUGGCAUAUGUGGGAGAGAAACUCACCUGUAAAUUGAGAUUGGAUACAUACAGAAAAUUGUUGAGAAUGCCUAUUCCAUACUUUGAUAUCCCCAAAAACAAUGCAGGUACCUUAACAAGCAGAUUGUCUGUUGAUUGUAAAUUGAUUAAUGGACUCACCUCAUCAAUUUUGGGUAUUAACAUAUCAAAUGUUGGUGCUUUGAUUUGUGGAUUGGUUAUUUCCUUUGUUGCCAGUUGGUAAAUGACCCUUAUCAUGCUUGGAUUGGCUCCCUUGUCAUACGUAGGAGGAAUCUUGUAAGCCAAAUUUUUGUAAGGGUUCUCAGAUCUUACUGACGAAGCAUAUAAAGAUUCUGGUAACUUGAUUAUGGAAGCUGUCACCAAUAUAAGAACUGUAGUUUCAUUCGGUAAUGAGGAGAUUAUUCUUGGAAUAUAUUCAAAGAAGGUCCAACUUCCAUUGAUGAAAGCAAAAGAGAGAGGAAUAUAUGCAGGUUUGGCUUUCGGAUUUUCAUAAAUGUAAAUGUUCAUCAUUAAUGCCAUUGUCUUCUACGUUGGAGCUAUCCUCUGUAGAGAUGGAGUCAUCACGAUAGAAGGUAUGUUUAAGUCCAUUCUUGCCAUUACAUUUGCAACCAUGAGUGCAGGAAAUAAUGCAGCAUUCGCAGGUGAUAUUGGAGCAGCUAAAAAUGCCAGCAGAAACAUUUUUGAAAUUUUAGAUAGUGAAGAUGAAUUCUAGAGAGAAGAGAGACUAAAAAAGCAGAAGAUUACUAAACCAAUGUAAGGAGACAUCCAUUUCAACAACCUUACUUUCAAAUAUGUAGGAAGGGAUAAGAAUGUGUUUGAAAACUUGAGUUUGACUGUUAAAUAAGGAUAGAAAGUUGCCUUUGUGGGUCCUUCUGGAUGUGGUAAAUCUACUUUGAUGUAAAUGCUUAUGAGAUUUUACGAACCAGAUCAAGGUGUCAUUACCAUUAAUGGCAUUGACAUCACCGAUUAUGACAUCAGGUACAUCAGAAGACAAUUUGGUAUUGUUUCAUAAGAGCCAGUGUUGUUCAAUGGUACUAUUAAGGAAAAUAUUCAAUACAAUCUACCGGCUAUUACUGGUGAGCAAAUAGAAAAUGCAGCCAAGAAAGCCAAUGCUUAUGAUUUUAUCAUCAAGAACCAAUUCGAAGAAACCCAGGUGGAAUAGAAGGGAAAUGAGAAGCAAAGAGGACAAGGAUUCGAUAGAUAAGUAGGACCAAAGGGAGCUUAGAUUUCAGGAGGCCAGAAACAACGUAUUGCCAUUGCUAGAGCCAUCCUUAGAGAUUCAAAUCUCUUAUUACUUGAUGAGGCCACAAGUGCUCUGGAUGCUGCAAGUGAAUAAUUAGUGCAGGACAGUCUGAACAAACUGAUGGAGGGAAAAACCACUGUUGCAAUUGCUCACAGAAUUUCAACUAUCAAAGACUCUGAUGUUAUUUAUGUCUUCGAAGACGGCAAAAUCGUUGAAGAAGGUAGCUACUAAACAUUGGUGGGUCUUAAAGGUGCAUUCUAUAGACUUGAAUAAGGAAUUGCUAAAUGAUGAUUUGUUAAAUUGUUAUAUAUUAUUUAAAUUAUAAAUUCGAUAUCUUUUGUUAA